Molecule: messenger RNA, 861 nt
Organism: Ornithodoros turicata
Lineage: Eukaryota; Metazoa; Arthropoda; Arachnida; Ixodida; Argasidae
Exons: 6
Coding region: 1-861 (286 amino acids)
Source: RefSeq, a predicted model, not a curated record
AUGGGUGCUAGCUACCGCUCGCUUCUUCUUUUGAAGAAGAAACUACUGCUUCAGAAAAAGAAAGAGCAAGAAAGAAAGAAGCGCAGGUUCUGGAUACAUCCCCUGUGGUUGACGAGGAAAUCUGAAGGAGAGUUCCACACUGCGAUGCAGCUGAUGAGGGGUGACCCUCCUCUUUUCUUCAAGUACUACCGAAUGCCACCAAGUAGGUUUGACGAGCUGCAUCAUAUUGUGCGCAGGUACCUCACAAAGGCAUACCUGUGUCGCGAGCCAAUAUCUUCACAGCAGAGACUUGCCAUCACUCUCAGGUAUCUUUCCUCGGGAAACGCCAUCAAAGAAGUCGCACUAUCGUUCAGGGUGUCACCCGAAACGUGCAGGCGUAUAAUCCACCACGCAUGUGGGAUACCAUCAAAGCAGCAAUGGCUGGACAUUGCUCAAAGGUUUCAUGUACGGUGGAACUUCCCGAAUUGUCUGGGUGCUGUGGAUGGCAAGUACGUUCAAAUCCAGGCCCCACCAAAGAGCGGCAGCAACUACUUCAACUACAAGAAGAAGUUCUCCAUCGUUUUGAUGGCGGUGGUUGAUGCCAACUACAAAUUUUCUAUGGUUGACGUUGGCGCGUCAGGAAGGCACAGUGACGGAGGCAUCUUCAAGGCUUGCGAGUUUGGACGGCAACUGCAACAGAGUCGCAUCGCAUGUAUUUUGGGCGAUGAAGCAUUUCAGCUUCGCCCGGAUUUCAUGCGCCCGGACUUCAUGCGCCCCUUUCCUGGCGAGGCCCUGGGAACAAGCCAGGCAGUCUUUAACUACAGGCCAAGCAAAGCCAGGUAUGAAACUACUAAUGAUGCCUUACAGUACAGCAACAGUUGA